Messenger RNA from Porites lobata, 450 nucleotides. NCBI's taxonomy places the organism in Eukaryota, Metazoa, Cnidaria, Anthozoa, Scleractinia, Poritidae. The record is from the annotation of a GenBank genome assembly.
AUGAAAGGUCAGGUCCGAUUACUUCGUUGCAUUUUACUGCUUGACACAUUUGAUGCCCCUGCAAAGUGCCUGUUUCAAGAAUUUUGCCAGUUUAAUGCUUUUCAUGGUUGUCCCUACUGGUUGAUCCCUGGUGAAACUGUCCAAACAAGCAGCAAAGGUCAUACUCAUGCCUAUUCUUAUGGUUACAGUAAUCUUAGGACUGGUCAUGGUGAACAAAGGACACAUAAACAGACACUGAAGUUUGCUGCUGAAGCUACAAAGAAAAGUGCACAAAGUGGUACACAGGGUAGCUAGUGUCAAAGGUGUUAAGGAUACUCUUGGUUUAUGUUUGUCCCAAAGUCUGACAUAAUAAGAGGAGUAGCCAUUGACUACAUGCACAGCACACUGCUCGGUCAUGUAAAAAUGUUGCUCACUCUUUGGAGUGACAAAUCAUACAAAGGAGAGCCAUGA